Daphnia magna is the source of this 1326-nucleotide messenger RNA. RefSeq lists its product as uncharacterized. The transcript has 5 exons. The coding region runs from base 601 to 1188 and encodes 195 amino acids. The record is from RefSeq and is a predicted model, not a curated record. Lineage: Eukaryota; Metazoa; Arthropoda; Branchiopoda; Diplostraca; Daphniidae.
UAGUAACGCAUUCACGAUGAUAAUGUACACAGUUCUAAAUGUCAGCAAUGACGCAGUUCAAUUUGGUGUUACAGAGUCCGACGUAGUGAACGAAUUUAUCUCUAGUGCCCCACCGAUUUAUCCCAAGUGCAUCCGUACCCGCACAACUGACAUAAAAAGCUUACAAUUCUAACAGCUUAACGCAUUUUUUUAAGUACAGGAAAAGAACAGGCAAUGGAACGUACCAUAAUCUACUUAAAGUAAUAAAAUGGUAUCCAACUUUAGCAAGCAUGACCUUUGAUUGACGACCCUCGAUUCCAUCAUAAAAACCCUGUAGUUUAACAAUCUAGCCAUUGUGGAAUCUCGAACCAUAGAAUUAAGUAGAAUAAUAAUAUAAUAAAUGGAUAGAAAAAUUCUCUCAAAACAUAAAAUGUGUUGGCGUUAAAGAAGGAAAAAAAAAAACACCUCUCGACGAUAACGUUGUGUGUAGACAUCGACUGACAAGAAGAUAACAACCACGUCCAGGCAGGUCGUGUCUAAAUACCUAACUGUAUAGCCUAUCGUUCAGUAUUUACGUAUUCAGUGCCACGAAUAGAAGCAAAUUUGAGCGUACACACCAUUAUGAUUUCAUAUCCUCGUCUACAUCCAAGAGGACUUCGAGGACUUUCCAUUUCAAACAUAUUUCUAUGGGCAUUCUCAAGCGUUCUUACGAUUGCGAUAGUUGUUGGUUACACGAACCUCGGUCAAGGGCCAGACUAUGACGAUAUCGGGUCACUCGAUUACGUUUUCGCCGGCAUUUGGGCAGGCUGCUGCUACGGCAUAGCCGGAAUUAUUGGGAUUUGUGGCAGCUACGAACGAAGACGAAAUCAGUUAUUAGCGACGGUGACUUUCAAUGUUCUGUCUCUUGUCGGAGCUAGCAUCAGCGGAUGCAUUGCCGGAAUAGUAGGAUUCUACAUUAAACGACAAUUCUACAAAAUUUGCUAUCCACCGCUUCCAUUCGCAUACGAUGGGGCGGAUGAAGAUUGUAAGGUCUGGAUGAGUCUCGAGUUUGGUUUGUUGGUGUUUAGCACGAUUGCUUUCUUCGUCAACUUAAGCUGUCUGAUAGUAACUCUAAUUGGAUUCUGUGGCCCUAAAAAGAGCACUGGAUUGGUGCGAAUGGAAGUUGGAAAUCCAGCAUAUGAUUUUAAAAUGAGAAGACCAAGUGCAUAAUCUAAUAUCAAUGUAAUUGUACAAAGUAUUCAAACUGUGAAGAUUAGAAACUAUUAAAAUGUUAUAAAUAAUCUCUAGUAUGCCUGCAAGAAUGGAUAUUAUCUUUGACAUAAAAAUGAAUUUGACUUACCUUUUAAA